Messenger RNA from Centropristis striata (black sea bass), 5377 nucleotides. RefSeq names its product leucine rich repeat and sterile alpha motif containing 1 (gene lrsam1). NCBI's taxonomy places the organism in Eukaryota, Metazoa, Chordata, Actinopteri, Perciformes, Serranidae. The record is from RefSeq and is a predicted model, not a curated record. Bases 485 to 2698 code for a protein of 737 amino acids. The transcript has 25 exons. Gene Ontology annotation, molecular function: protein binding.
UCACUCCGUCCUGUAGAGGCCGAUAUGCUUCUUAUGGCUGGUUGAAAUCCGCUGAUAACUAAAAGAAGAAGACAAGAUGCAUAUAAUGCUUAUUGUUAUGGCUAUGACACCAUAAAUCGGUGUCGGUAAGGGUGACAGCUGGAGCAGGCUCACAUCAGAACCACAGCUGGAUGUAUCGUACCGAUGUAAACUAGGAGGCUAGAGCGGAAUGUUUGUAUAACUUACAGGUUACAGUUGACUGACUGACUCGGCCUUACAUACCAAUGUUAAAAAUUAAUGUAAGCAAACAACGGAAGUUCCCUUUAAAUGUUUACUGCUACCCAGAAGAGUGAGGAGUAGGGAGUCGACACCACAACAGCCUUGUGCAGGCACUGCCAGUGCGUUCCAACCUGCCCAUCGAUCCUCUGGAGGGGCUCUGGUUGCCGUGGAGGGACACGAGGGAAACCCAGCAGGCAAAGAGACAGCAGGACAGGCAGGACUCAGGAUGCCUCUGUUCUUCAGAAAGAGGAAACCCAGCGAGGACAGCCAGAAGAGACUGGAAUAUCAGCUGUGCCGGUCUAAGGAGGCAGGAGCUGAUGACAUCCUGGACAUCUCAGCUUGUGAGCUCUCAGAUGUUCCCUCAAGUGCCUUUUCCAUCUGCAGGGUGCUACAGAAGAAGGUCCUUAUCCUCCAUAACAAUGAGCUGAGGUCAUUGCUCCCCAAAGGAUGUGACAUAGGCACUCUUGCCACUUUAAAGGUUUUAGAUCUGCAUGAGAACAAGCUCACCUCUCUCCCAGAAGACAUCGGGAGGCUGACGUCGCUGCAGAUCCUGAAUGUGGAGAAGAACCGUUUGAAGGCCCUGCCUGACAGCAUCGGAGAUCUGCGGCUUCUGCAGACUCUUAAUUUGAAGGGUAACGGUCUCAGUGUGCUGCCGUCCUCCAUCGGUUCUCUGAGCAGCCUGCGCACCCUGGACCUGAGCGACAACAACAUCGUCGAGCUGCCCAAAGCUUUUGUCAACAUCCGAACUCUAGAGAGCUGUACACUUGAUGCUGCCAUGAUGACCUUCCCACCUGCGUCUGUGUGUGCAGAAGGCACAGAGAGCAUCCAACGCUUCCUCUGCAGCGAGCUGGGAGAGGAGUACUGCCCCCCGUCCCAGUACCUCCUGCCGGUGCUGGAGAAUGACUGUGGCAAACAGAACACUGACUGUCUGGAUGGCUUGGACAUGGCCUGGCAGAACAAAUUCAGUGACUACGAGAAGAGAAAGGAGCAGAAGCACCAGGCCAAGCUGGACUUCGAGCGGCACCUGGAGCAGAAGAAGGACGAGCACACCCAGUUUAUACUCAUGAACCACUCCCGCAAGGAAAACAUCCUCCACUCAGUCCGACAGGAGCAGGAGCGCCUGGAGCUGGGGGUCAGCCAGCAGCAGAGAGCCCAGGAGGCGGAGAGGCUGCUGGUGCUGGAGAAGGUCAGACAAGCUGAAGACGGGAUCAGCAGCCGCAUCAGCAACAUGCUGAUGGACAACAACAGGCAGAAAAAAAGUGCUGAGUUUCUUCAAUCCAUGGAGGAAGACCGGAUCCGUAUGGAGCAUCUGACUGCCAUCACACAGGAGGAGGCCAACUCACUGAGGAAGAGGGAGGUGGCAGUGGCCAUGCAGAAGAUGCUGUCAGACAGCUGCUCCAUGAGCCUCCUGCAGCAGGCCAGCGACUUCCGCAGACGGAGCAUGGUGUCUGAGGCCUACAGAAGUAUGGAGAACUUGGACAGGAAGUUUGAUAAGAUGCUGUCCCUCCAGGUUUUGGACAAAUCUAAAGCCAUUGCCCAAAUCUUACAGGAGGAGGAGAUGCAGAAAGCAGCGUUCCAGGCUCUGCAGCUGCAGAAAGACGCUGUGCACGGAUACAUCCGCAACCAGAUCAAGCUCAUAGAGGGUGAAUUAAUGCAGCUGACUAGAUUGGAGAUUAAAAGACGCAAUCUGGAUGCUGAGAACCUGCAGGAGGUUCUGGUGGGCCAGCGUACAGCUCUUAGUGAUAUGUUGCAGCAGCUACUGAAGCAGAGAGAUCAGAGAGAGCAGGAGCUGCGGCAGGUUCUGGCUGAGAUGGAGCUGAAGUCUGAGUCCAACCAGCAGAACUACUGGAUGAUCCAGUACCAGAGACUGUUGGAUGCCAAGCCGCUGUCGCUGCGCAUGCAGGAAGCGGGUGUGGAGAAAGAGUUGGUCAACCUGUUGUGCAGACUGUCAGGUCAGCACUACCUGCCCAUCCUGGCUCACCACAGAGUGACAACAGAGGCCCUCCUCCACAUGAACUCCUCUGACCUCAAGAAGCUCGGCAUCAUUGAAGUGGGAAUCCAGAAAGCUCUUCUAAACUGGGCUCGGGACCGCUACCCUGAAGGAGCUUGUAAGGCCAUCGAGCAGGAGGAGGAGCUUCAUGAAGAAGUCGCCCCCACGGCUCCGUCCCCCUGCCCCCCUCUGACACUCCCCAGCACCUCCAGCAACAUCCAGAUGCCCAGCCCACCGCUCACCCCGGGGACUCCGGUCACCCCCUCAGCCCCCAGCCCCGUGGAUGGACCCGGGAGCUCAGAGUGCGUCGUCUGCAUGGAGACCGGGUCUCAGGUCAUCUUCCUGCCCUGUGGUCACGUGUGCUGCUGCCUGGUCUGCAGCGACGCCCUGCAGAACUGCCCUCUGUGUCGUAGCAACAUAUCCCAGCGCAUACGCCUCUACCACAGCUAGAACCAGCCGCACCAACUGCAUCUCUCUUUAUUUAUGCAUGAUCAUCAAACUGCUGUGAGCCAACAUCAUCAUGUAUAGAAAAAAAGCUUUUAGCAAAUUUAAAAAAAAAAAAGGCUGAGUCACUUUCCCUGUUUAACAAAACUGUACUUUGUGAUGUAAAUGCAGAAAAACGAUACAAUUAUUUUAAAGUGUUGUGCUUUUUUUGUUUGUCAAUUCUGGCAUCCAAGCCUGUUUUUAGUUUGUUGUUUUUUAUAAUUUUAAAGUGUUUUUUUUUUUAAUGAAAUAUAUAUUUACAGCCAGGUGGACUCCACCUCUCACUGGUAGAAGACUGACUGUUCUUUGCCUUAAUAUAGUUUCUCAAUUGACUCGUGCCUUUUUCUGGAAGUCUCUUAUAAACUAUUUGUCUGUUGUCAACCAAAGUAACACCUGUCUGUCCCAACAUUUAUAAUAUGUGAACUAACACAUAAUCUAUUGAUUGUUAUUGCUUUUUUCUAUCAUUGCUGGUUGUUCUUUCAUCACUGAUGCUCUUUAAUCCAUCACACUCGUUGUCUAGAAUCAUUUAUCUACUGUUAUGGGGGAUUAUUUCAAUGCAUAUCAAGGCAAUUUGAGGGAAAAACCACUUUUCCGCCUGUGACCAAGAUUUAGUACCCCCAGACCCUCCAACUCCCAGUAUGAUAUUGCAGUAUUAUAAUCCCUAUACCAUAUGUACCGCAUUGCAUGGCCCCAGGUUUUCUCGUGUGAUAAUCUGAAACACAAAGAGCUGUAUAAAUGUGCACUAUCAUCCCAAACCUGACCUCAAUUUUUAUGUUUAGGUUUUGAGUACUACUCAUUCUGUACAAUCAUAAAAUGUAGUGAAGUGACAACGAAGCUUUGUGAACCAUUUGCUUUAUUUUUUGAGUCUGCUAGAUGGCAGUCUUGGCUUAAAAAAGGCUCUAGCGAUGGUAAUUAAGGGUGUUUUCAGCCAUCUAGUGGGCUCAGAAAAUGUAAAAAAUUGUUCACAAAGCUUCGUCGUCGCUUCACUUAUAAAAUGUUUUGCUGUGCUUAUAGAAGGAGCUUUUUUAAAUCAGGGAAAUGUAGCAUCCUCUUUGUGUGAUACGAGGCAGAAUUUUUAACCUAUAACACUCCAUCUGCCUCAACUAACCUGCCUAGCCAACUAAGUAAAUGCUACAAACUAUCACAUCCAUCUGAAUUUAAUGCAACAUUAAACCGACACGGAGAGGGACGAACUGGGACUUAAAAAAAGGUCCUGGACUUUUUUCCAAAAUUUAGGCCCACGAACCAUAUGCAAUUACUAGUGAUGUGCCAAUGAGACUUAGUGGGUGGUUCAAUAUUAAAUAUCUCUGUAAGCUGUCCACAUUUUAAUGCCUCCAUCUAGUGAUGUGCUAAUGAAGCCUCAUGAACCAUUUUCAUUAUUUUCUGAGCCCACUAGAUGGCGCUAUUGGUUUAAAGAAAAAGACAGAAGCUGUGGUAAUUGAAGGUGUUUUCAGCUCUUUGUUGAUCAGAGAGCUCCAUCUAGUGGACUCUGAAAAUAAAGGAAAUGGUUCAUGAGGCUUCACUGGCACAUCACUGCCUCUGUCUCUAACGGUUUGGCUCUCUUCUCUUUUUUUAGAUUUUUCCCAGCCACCUUUCUCCUUACGCUUUUUACUUAACAUUUCUCGCACUCUUCUUUGUUAUUUUGUUUUGAGUUUCUUUUUUUCCCCCACGUAAUAAAUGUAAAUUAUAUUUGCGCUAAUCAGAUUUUUUUUCUGAUGAACCAAAAAGGCCACAGACAGACAAACAGACAGGGUCUGUGGGACGGCUGUUCUGGACAUUGACAAAAUUUCCUAUUGGUCAGUCCGCCCCUGGAAACUAAAACCUUGCACUGCCAACAAAAAUAGCUGGUGGAGUGAACCCUAAAAAAGCCCACAAACGUAAGACCUUUGGUGACUCCUUUGGCUCUGGGGUCCAUUGGAAUAGAUGGAUGGAUAUUCCGCCAAGACCUCAAUUGAGUAGUGAAGUGACAAUGAGGCUUUGUGAACCAUUUUCUUUAUUUUCUGAGAUUGCGAUCUUUGUUCAACAAAGGGCUGAAACACACUCAAUUACCAUCGCUAGAGACUUUUUUUUUAAAGCCAAGAGCGCCAUCUAGUGGGGUUAAAAAAAGAAAGCAAACGGUUCACAAAGCUUCAUUGUCACUUCCCUACAAUUUAGUUUAUGUCCCAGUUGUCUCUUGCAUAUCUUUUGAUCCCAUUCUCAUUUGACUUGCUAUAAUCCGUCUGUGUACAUGUAUGAACUAAUACGUCACCUGUCUGUAGCCAUCAUUAACGCUUCUAUACUCAAGUGCUCUUAACUACAACAUCCCAGCAUGUUUCAGGAAAUAUCUGUACUUAUUGUAUAUGACUGUUAAAUGUAGCGAGAGUAGUGUGUAAGACUUCUAUAUAAACCCCGACACUGAGACAUAAAAUAAUGUUUCGCUGUGUUCACCGUGUGGUCAAUGUGAAAGAUUUCUGUUGCUGAAGCUCCUUUAAACACAGUUUCACACGUGUUUUUUGUGUAAAUGGACACCUGCUGUCACUGGAUAUCCUACUUUGCUUUCAUGGAGUAAUUAUAAUAAAUAAUCUCUUGCAACUGGUUUAACUGACCUUUUAAGUUCUGAAUAGGAAUUUGCAUUAAAGUUGCAGUAUGUGAUUCUGGAGAAAGAUA